Molecule: messenger RNA, 1098 nt
Organism: Mauremys mutica (yellowpond turtle)
Lineage: Eukaryota; Metazoa; Chordata; Testudines; Geoemydidae
Gene: GPR15
Product: G protein-coupled receptor 15
Exons: 1
Coding region: 1-1098 (365 amino acids)
Biological process (GO): immune response; G protein-coupled receptor signaling pathway
Cellular component (GO): membrane
Molecular function (GO): G protein-coupled receptor activity
Source: RefSeq, a predicted model, not a curated record
AUGUCUGAGACAAUUUUCCCCUAUAAUGAUAGCUAUGAAUAUUCCUUUCCCACUGAGAAUCCUGAAGAGUACUGCCAAGCUCUGGACAUGCCAUAUAUGGGCAUUUUCCUUCCUAUUCUGUAUGCCACUGUGUUCCUGGUGGGAAUCGUCGGCAAUUCCAUCCUGAUGGGAGCCCUGGUCUUCAAACUUGGAAUCCGCAGGCUGAUUGACAUCUUUAUCCUCAACUUAGCUGCCUCUGACUUUGUUUUCCUCCUCACAUUGCCACUCUGGGUACACAAGGAGAUCUGGCAGGGGGUCUGGAGGUCAGGCUCCUUUCUCUGCAAGGGCAGUUCCUACAUCAUCUCAGUCAACAUGUAUUGCAGUAUCUUCCUCCUCACUUGCAUGAGUGCUGACCGGUACCUGGCCAUCAUGUACCCCUCUGUAGCCAGGAAAGUCAGAACAAGAUUCUACACUAAUGGACUUUGCAUCUGUGUCUGGCUUCUCUCCUGCCUCCUAGGGCUUCCCACCCUUCUGUCCAGAGAACUCAGGCAAUAUAACGGCCAGGCUUACUGCACAGAUGUGGAGCUCACACCCAUUAAACGGAUUGUGUCACUGGUAACGUUAAUUCUGGCCUUCUUUUUCCCCUUGCUGAGCAUCUUGACCUUCUACUGCUCCAUCACCAAGAAGCUCUGUAUGCAUUACCAGAAAUCUGGGAAACAUGACAAAAAGCUGAGGAAAUCUAUCAAGAUUGUCUUCAUUGUAGUGGCUGCCUUUGUUUUCUCCUGGAUUCCCUACAACGUUUUCAAGCUUCUGGCUAUCAUCUCUGGGCUCCAGGACCUGAAGCCACCUUUCUGCCUUCCUUACGUCCUUGCCCAGGUGGGCAUGGAAGUGAGCAGCCCCUUUGCAUUUGCCAACAGCUGUGCCAACCCUUUCAUCUACUACUGCUUUGAUGGCUAUAUCCGCAGGAACAUCUCGCAGCGCCUGUGUCCAUGGGUGAAGGGCCAGAGCACUGGCAGCAGUUCUGACACCUUGGACACUCGCAGCAUCAGCUACUCCUUGUCCACUUUUAUUCAUGGGGAGGAUGCCAUUAGGAAACGGAGGCGCUCUCUGUCAUUCUGA